Messenger RNA from Miniopterus natalensis, 3960 nucleotides. The record is from RefSeq and is a predicted model, not a curated record. Lineage: Eukaryota; Metazoa; Chordata; Mammalia; Chiroptera; Miniopteridae.
ACAUGCUGAGUCUGCGUGUUUUGUUUCUCUGUCUGGCCCCAGGCUGUCAGAGCGAUUAGCGUUAAUUGUUCUUCCCUUUGUGGUUAAACAUUGUGUUGGGGAAAUUGCCAGAUAUGCCCUAGGCUACCUACAGCCCUCAUUGCCUACUUUCUCACUUCCCUGACACCUGUGCCCAUCAUGUGUGCAUGUGUUGCCAUGCCUUGCCCUGCCCUCCUCCCUGUCACGCAGAUCCUCACGCACAGUGCAGUGGGCAUCCUCAAUCCCUAUGCAGCCAACAAUCCAGGCUCCUCCUCACCAGACCUUCUCUGUCUCUACAGCAGGGAAGCUACUCCUUCCCAACAGAAUAGUAGCUCUGAGUAUCCAGAUGGGGACACUGAGUCACAGAACCUGGGAGUCCUAAGUAUUCAUGGGUACCACCAAGUGGGAUAGAAUGAAAGCCCCUGAAAGGAAAGGAGGAAGAGACACAACCAGAGGAGGGGCACAGGCCCCACCCCUCCUCGCCAUCAGGUGGUCCUACUCUGCCCUGCCUGGUCCAGUACCUAGUAUCUCCUGAUACCCUCAUCUCCGUCUUUCUUCUCUUAGACUAAGGGCCAAGGGCUUCACACUGUCCCUGUGCCCAGGGGUGACCCAUUUUGGACUGAACUGAACACCCAGAGACCCAGGUAUCCUGCCUCCUGUCACUCCCAGGCCGACUCUGGAGUCUCAGAGCCCUGUUUUUCAUCGCAGGAAUAAAGAUCCCUCCCCUACCACCACCACACAUACACAAGAGCUGAAUAGAAGCUGAGGUGGUUAUGCCAUUAUGCCACCUUGCCAGGCUUCUCCAAGUGCCCCCAGGCCUGCUCCUUCCUCCCCCAGUGUCCGUGAGUGCCUACCUGUCAUGCUCCCAACUUCUCCCCUAAAAGGUCAGUAUAUAAUGAUUCUUACCCCUUCCCCUCUGCUUCAGUGUCCUAAGUUGGUCGGACCUUUGACAGGGCUCCACCUGGGGCCAGCUUGGAAGGAGAGGGAGGAAGGAAGGAAGGAAGGUGUGAGGAAGCCAUGAGCAGAGCACAGAAUGAUCUGGGAGGGAAGGGGCUGACUUCCUGGCAGCCUCGGCUCCGGUUCCCGGUUCCUGCCCUGGUAUCCUGUCCCAAGAAUGGCCUCACCCAGGCUGCCUGGUGUUCCCUGGGCAGCCUCUGCACUGCUCCUGAGAUCUGGAGGACUCUUCAGAGCAAGGCGGCAGGAGGCUUGCCAUAGGCCCCUUAGGGAUUCUUAAUCUUGGUGAGGAAAGUGACAUGGAGGCUGAAGGAGCCAAACUUCUGCCAAGGCCCAGCAUGGCCAGGCCACCCCAGGGACAAUGAUCAGUGAGACUUGAGAGCCAUGGAAAGAGAUUCCACCUCCUUGCAUCCCCCAAACUAUCCUGUUCUUGCCUCAAAUGUGAUCUCUCCAGGGAGGGAGGCAACCCAGCUGCCUUUUCCUGCUCCCUCAAGGAGCCUUACUCCUGUUUUGUGUCCGUGUGUGUUCUUACAACUCCCCACACACUCUCCCAUCCACUGGUGUCAUUGUCCUGACGACUGAGGUAGAGGCACCCAGAACAGAGGUUGCCAUGGUAACUGCUGAGCUGAGGCAGCAACCUUCUCCUGGACUCCGUGCUCCCUGCCCCCUCCCCCAAGGAUUCCUCAUUUGCAGCCUGGACUCUCCCAGCCUCAGCGCUCUUCCUCCUGUAGGAUCCCGUCACCCCUUCCUUUUCUCUGGAUGUGAGCCUGUGGUUAUCUUCCACCUUACACACACUCUGAGCUGGUUCAGACACCUCCCCCCACUGAACCAGGCACUGCCUCCUCCCAUACCUGUGCCCAUACCCAGGGGUGGGCAUCCACAGUGGCACCUGGCGUGCACACACUUCCCUCUGCCACUCCAACAUGCCCACCCCAUUUCUCCUUGUAUCUGUUUCACUCUUAGAAAGCUCCUACCCACCAAUGUGGGUGAUUAUCUACACACAUUAAUCCCUUCCCUCCCACCUCCCUAUAAAACUGUUUUAGAGUCACAGCCCCAAGCCUUACCUCCUCCCAGGAGAUUCAUACACACACACAUUUCCUCCCACCAGAUCUUCCGUGUGAAAGCAAGGCAGGAUGACCCUAAAUUCUGGCCCAUCUUCCAGCUGAGGGCUUGGUCCCACUGCCUCCUCCACUGGGGCAGGGUCUCCUUGGGGGCAUCCUGCCUCCUCCCGUGCUGCCCCUUCCUUUUCAGCCCUCACACCCCUGCCUCCAUUGAUCUCAUCCCUGGAUGCCCUCCCUCGUCCCUGUGCCCUCAGCCUCGGAUUAUCAGUGGAGGGGGCAGCUGGGCUCGAGUCUGCUGCCGUGACCUAGAUUUCAAAGCAGAGAGAGUUCCUGGUGCUGACAGUCAGAGAGCAUUGUUCCUGGCCCAGCCUGGCAGGGCCACUGCUGGGUCCUUCUGUCUGGUUGCACCUGGGUGUGCAAGGAAGUGUGCCUCCAAGUGCCUGUUGCUUGUGGGGGUGGUGCUGGCCCUGCUGUCUGGCUCAUUGUGUAUUUGUUCCACACUGCCUGCCACCAAGGGAGGCUUGUUCUGGUGCAAGUAGAGGGCUGGGAAUAGGGACUUCUGUAUGCCAUGCCUCUGUGCCUCAGUUUCCCUGCAUAUAAGCCAGAAAUAAGGAAAAUACGGGGUGUCAACCAGCCCCCUUUAAUCUGCCACAUUCUCAGCCCAUUGUUGGUGUGAUUUGUGGGUGGUCUCAGUCAAGUACAAGGUCAUUUUCGUCUCACUCCUUGGUCUAGCCAGUGUUUAUGACAAUUUACUUUUAAGAAUGCUUUACUUUUCUGAUUAUAAAAUAUAUACUCAUUGUGGGGGAAAAGUCCCCUUUUUGAGAGUCACAUUUUAUCAAAUCCAGAAAGUUCAUUGUAAGGUCUGACCUUUCUUCCUGUCUUAUCCACAGUUCCUAUCUUAGUGAGUAGGAGGGCCUUGAAUGUUCUCUACCUUUCACCCACGGAUCUUCAUGGAAGAGGGGUGGGUAAAGGCUAAGGAGAUCUAGCCUUGCCCAGCCCCUUUUGGGAGGCCUUGCUGAAGGUUGUGCCAGCCGGAUGUUGAUGCAAGCAGGAAUGGCAGCCCCCUUCCUGCCACUCUCCCAGUGAUACAUCUAAACCCCUUCCCCCUGCCACCCAGCCAGCCUGGGAACUGGGCAGGGGGCCAGAGCCAGCCGCUUGGUAUUCUUGGGCGCUGGGGCUGAAGGCACAGCACAAAGGCUAGGAGAGAGGGCUGUGUGGAGGACCAGCAGCAAUCAAGGGAGAAAAUGAGCUCCACAAAAGGUGGGGGUGGCCAGUUGCUUCCCCCCUCCCCGUGCCUACACCUUGAACCCUAAUGACAGAAUACAGGGCUGAGCAAAAGAGGGGUCAGGGAACCAUUAGACCAAGCAACCAGGCAUCCAUCCAAAAUGAGUCAUUCAUAGGGUGGUGGGGAGUUGAGGGACCCCUUUGCUUCUGGGGGAAAAUGGAAGCUGGACCACCAGAUCCAGCCAACCAUCUCCAGCCCCUUCUGUUUAGCUUCUCACUGUCACAGCAAGCCUAUCCCUGUGGUCAUUGUUUUGGAGUUUUUGUUUUGGUUUGUGUGUUUUUUAUGGGUUGCAGGUGGGUGAGGUGAUUCUGGGGGGGACUUGGAAGCAGCUGGUGAGAAGCUCCAGCGCAGGUUGCCAUGGUAACCGCCUCCUCAGUCUGGGGAGCUGUUGCCAGGGUUACUGUCAGAAGGGUAAAAUGAAGAAAAAAGAUGGUGUGUGUGGGGGAAGCAGUGUAACUUCUCCAGGCUCCAGCCUGGUUCCUAGCUCCAGAAUAUCUUCCUGUCUGCUCCCCCCUCCUGUCUUUUCUUCUCUCAGCCCUGGCCCUCCCCAACCUCCAUGUUCUAGGCACUUGCCUGGUAGGGUGGGAGGGAGUAGGAAGUGCUGGUGAGUAAACCAGAUUCCACACUUCAAGCUUAGCCUCC